AUGGACACCCCGAUGAUGAAAAGCCACGGGUCGACCGGGACGGGGGACGGGCCCCGCCUACAUCCGGAGACCGUCGCGACGGUGGCGGAUGAGGGGACUGCGGCGGCGGCAGUAGAUGCCGCUGGCCCGGGGCGGGGCAACGACAACAACCGUGCAAGAUUUUCCUCGUCGGGGAUCGGGGUGUCGCCGGGUACCGCCGGCGGCAAGAAGGACAACGGUGGUGGUGCGGCGGGCGCGGUGCUAACCGAGGAGGGAGGCGGGAAACCACCAAAACAACAGCGACAGGGGAGCGGCCCAGGCCCAAGCCUUCGCCGCCUCCCGAACCUCGACUUCGACACCCUGCGGCACUCCCUGGGCUUCCUCAGGGCUGCCGAACUCGCUCGCUUCGCGCUGGCGUCGACGGCGGCCCGCGCGGUAGUUUCGAGCCACGCGGCCGUGAUGAUCUGCGAGGGCUACUCCGAGAUCCGGCUCGGGGCGCGCGAGCCGAGCCUCAGCUCCUCCUCACGACGGCUGCUGCCCUUCGGCGGCCCCGCCGCAGCGGGAACCGGCGGCGGUGAUGAAGCCGGGAGUGGUGCCUCUUCCACAGGGGCAGCAGCUGCAGCAGCAGCCGCCUCCGCCGCCGGUCUCCCCUCUGACACCCACAACAACAAUAACAACAUCUCAAACAGUGAUCUGUUGGGCCAGGGAAGCGGCGGCAGGACGGUGAGGCCUUGGUCGGUUGACGAGGGGUCCCCUCGAGGGGGACCUGGGCAGGGCGGUGGGCCUGCGAAGGCGGCGAGGUACCGACGGAACGACCAGCACCUGGCGCUGCGGGCGCUGCACCACCUGGAAUGCUGCGGGGAUUUGCUCAUACGCCAGCUCAAGACGUUGCCGAGGUUGGAUAUUUUCCAGAGCCUGCAGAGCCGCGCGGUGCUAGGCCCGACCCAAUUCCUGACGGCUCACAUGCGGGCCGUGCUCGUGGACUGGUGUGUUGAGGUCGCCUGCCAGUUUCGGCUGUCUACGAUUGCUCUGCACGCGACGAUUUCUAGCCUGGACGUGUGUCUCACCAAGGUUGCCGUACCUAGGUGCAGGCUGCAGCUGCUCGGCGUCGUGUGCGCCAUGAUUCAGACCCAGGCUGGUGGUGGGUGCCAGGUGAUGAACACAUCCGAAGCCAUUCAUAUCUGCGACAGCCAGUACAACCCCUCGCAGGUCCACAGCACUUUCAACGUCGUCGUAAGCAUAACCCAGGAGGCGAUGGGGAGGGCCGUUCCAGCGACCGUUGCGGAGAUCCUCCACAGGCACCUGACAUCGAUGGGAGAGCCAUCGGGCCUCGACAUACCGCUGACGAUGGACUGGGAGGAGCACUCACACCCGAGAAUCCGUGAGGAGCAUAUCCUGGCCGGUCUGGUGGUCGACCUCUCUCUGCUGGACAACUUCCUGUUCCUCUUCAGACCAGGAACGGUGGCGGCAGCUGCAUUGUUCCUAGCUCGUGUCACCAGCAUGUACUAUGCCAAGGAGGGAAUGUGGGUGACCCCCUGUUCGGUGGUGGCCAAGAAAAACCGCGAGGUACUGCGCCUCUACGGCAAGGACGUCUGCAGGCCGUUCGUGAAGCCCAACAAGGACUUAGAGCUGCGCCCGUUCGGUGCGCCUGGCCUGGGAGAGUUCGUGGCUAGUCAGCCGGCGGAGGCUACGGCGGUGCGGAGGUGUGUGGAGCGGCUCUGGCUGGUGCAGAGAGACUUUUUCGAUCACUUGUCCGGUCGGCAAUCACCCCAGCACGUUCUGUUCCGCUACCAGCACAUGUUCAAGGGCAUCAAGGAGAAGUUCGUGCCCCAAGGAUCGAUCCGGCUGCAGGCCUACCAGAAGCUAGGACUUGUGCAAAGGGGGGAGCUCAACCGCAUGCUGGACGAGCACCUCCCGAGCACCGUCACCGUGGCGACGGUGGCGCCGGCUUUGACCUCCCGACCCUCUGCUGCUGCUAGAAAGGCGAGGUUGGAUGGUAUCUAGUACUCUGGAACUCGUGCUGUUGUAUCUUGGAAGACAUCGCAGUUCAGCAGCACCAGACUGUCACUGUACAUUUGUUAAGGGGCUGUUCUUCAGACGCUUUAAUGUAGUUCAGCGUUUCAUAAUGGUUGGUUAAGCGACAAGAUUUGAAGUUUCAAGAAUGUUAUAUUUGGUUUACUCUUCGUUCUGUGUAGAUCUAGACUGCCCUUGCGAUUUGUUGACCGUAAGGUUCUUGGACUUGUGAAGGAACGCCCGAUCCGGGCAACACUCACCGGCCACGCGGCACUGUUCGCAGUUGGAGAAGUCAAACCAAUGUGUGGUGCCAAGUGACAUUUCAGCGUGCGACAGGUGGAGAUUUGUUGGGGGGCUUUUCGUGAUUUUUUUCCCUCCCCGUCCUUCUUGAGCACUAGGAACCGUGGAGAGACGUGUACUGCGCUGCGUGUGUCUGAUUUCGUUGUUUUUGUGGACAAGAACUUGAAGUUGGGCAUAUGCCGGGCUACAGCAGUUGACAGGCGUGGGCAAAUUUUGUUUGAAGUAGAUUGGGUGAGAAUCCAUGGCGUGGAUGAAUGCUUGUUUACAUGGUGCUCCGGCGUUCGUGAGGCGGGAGAGUGCACAUGCGGUCGGCACGGGCGAGUUUUGCAUGGAUGCAUGCAUGCUGAUAUGUAUCGUUUGGGAUAGGCCACCUAUGGAUAUGUGUGCUUCUAGGCGACACGCGGGCAUCUCUCUCUGUCUCUCUGCCCUUAAAACUCUUGGCUGAUUGAUGGUGGUACGGAGCUGGCACUUGGUUGUUGUGGGAUUCGCGUGCGGAGGUAUCCACGGUGUAUCGAGGUGAAUGGACACAUGCGAGAUUGGAUCUGGGUUCUUGAGGGAUUGCUACGCGUGUUUCAACCUGUGAGGGAGGUGCGAGGGGAUGUGAAUGUUGCGCGUUUUUUUGUUUCGCCUGUUUUUUUAAGUGAAACGGGGGUUGGAAUAGGAAUGCUGUGAU
Messenger RNA from Ectocarpus siliculosus, 2965 nucleotides. The record is from the annotation of a GenBank genome assembly. Lineage: Eukaryota; Phaeophyceae; Ectocarpales; Ectocarpaceae.